AGCCGGAGCAGAGCCUGCUGCGGACAAGCCUCUGCCUGCCUGGGCGGCCGCGGCUGCCGCCCCGCUUCUCCUGUUGCCCGUACGACUGGGAGGCAGGAGCAGCCCCGAGGGGUCGGUCCCGACGCUGCGCCUUCCCGGCGCCGGCAGCAACUUUGCCGCUCCGGCCGCGCUCGCUGCUCCCUGCCGCCGUGCGAGCGUUCGGAGGGUGCAGUGACCGAUCCCAGCAAGAGUUUUGCAAAGCUCUGAUACACCUUGAGCUGCGCGCAACAACCUGUGUUCUCCGAGGUGCUGGAGAGAAGGAAUUAUGUGUUCACGACCGCCCGGCGAGGGGAGGUGUCUUCCUCAAGGGACCUUUCCUCACCCAUAGAGCUGCCGGCUGCCCGCGACGGCGGGAGGACGCAAAUGGGCAGAACGAGGCCGGUGUGGCUGCUGGCGAGGAGGCAGCGGUCCCGGGAAAGGGCUGAGCGCCGGGGGGGGGUCCUCCCGGCGCUGCACUUGCUACAUUAACUCGGCGCGUCGGAGACGGCGACACAACUUUCUGGGUCUGCCCCGGGUGGCGGCCAGAAGAGCCUCUUCGCCGCUCCGCUCGCCGCGCCCCCAGCUCCGGCCGCUGCCCGCGGCGGACCUCGGCGGCAGCGGGAGCCGCGCUCCGGCGGCAGCAGAGUCGCGGUUGCUCCCGCUCCGGCCCCGGCGAGGAGGGCUGUCCCCGGGAGCCGGGCGGGCAUGUCUUCCGCUUCCAGCCCCGCUGAGCGGGGCGCACGCCGCCUCUAAAGGGGAGCUUGUGAGCCCCGCCGCCUCCCGGCCAUGCGACCCCUCCGCGCUCCCCUCGCCUUGCUCUGCCAGGUGCUGAGCGCCUGGGCUGCCUGCGCCCUCGCCCCGGCUCCCGUCGCGGCCGCCGGGCCGCCGGCGCCCCCGCAGCGCGCCCGCUCGCAGCCAGCCCCGACGCCCCUCGCCCCGGGCCGGCGGGUGGCCGCGGCGCUCCCGGGGCGCGGAGCGCUCCCUCCCGGGGUCGGCGGAGCGGCGGGGCCGGGCGGCAGCUGCGCUCCCCGCGGGGCAGCGGGGGCCGGGCGGCGGCGGGCGCGGAGCAGCGAUCCCGGAGCCGGCGCGGCGGCGGGGAGGGGCGGGGCGGGCGGGCCCCGCUGGCUGCCCCUGAACGGUUCGGCAAGCGGCGAGGGCAGCGCCGGGGGCCGCGGGAACGCCACGGGGCGCCGCGCCCGCCUCCGCAACCCCUUCUACCCGCUGACCGAGGAGUCCUACGGCGCCUACGCCGUCAUGUGCCUCUCCAUAGUGAUCUUCGGCAUCGGCAUCAUGGGCAACAUGGCAGUGAUGUGCAUCGUCUGCCACAACUACUACAUGCGGAGCAUCUCCAACUCUCUGCUGGCCAACCUGGCCUUCUGGGACUUCCUCAUCGUCUUCUUCUGCCUGCCGCUGGUCAUCUUCCAGGAGCUCACCAAGAAGUGGCUCCUUGAAGACUUCUCCUGCAAAAUCGUCCCGUACAUCGAGGUGGCCUCUCUUGGAGUCACCACAUUCACACUGUGUGCCCUCUGCAUUGACCGGUUUCGUGCUGCCACCAACGUGCAGAUGUAUUAUGAGAUGAUCGAAAACUGCACCUCGACGACGGCCAAGCUGGCUGUCAUCUGGGUAGGUGCCCUGCUGCUGGCACUGCCAGAGGUGGUUCUGCGCCAGCUGGCCAAGGAAGACCCUGAGUACAGUGGCAGCCCCCCGGGUGAGCGCUGCGUGGUGAAGAUAUCCACCACACUGCCCGACACCAUCUACGUGUUAGCUCUCACCUAUGAUGGGGCACGACUCUGGUGGUACUUCGGCUGCUAUUUUUGUUUGCCUACCCUGUUCACUAUUACCUGCUCCCUGGUGACAGCGAGGAAAAUCAGGAGGGCUGAAAAGGCUUGCACAAGGGGGAACAAGCGACAAAUUCAGCUGGAAAGUCAGAUGAACUGCACAGUGGUGGCUCUGACCAUUUUGUAUGGGUUUUGCAUCAUUCCCGAAAACAUUUGCAACAUUGUGACUGCCUACAUGUCCACAGGGGUCUCUCGACAAACUAUGGACCUCCUCCAUCUCAUUAGCCAGUUCCUUUUGUUCUUUAAGUCCUGUGUUACCCCAGUUCUCCUCUUCUGCCUCUGUAAACCUUUCAGCCGGGCCUUUAUGGAGUGUUGCUGUUGCUGCUGUGAUGAAUGCAUCCAGAAGUCUUCCACAGUGACAAGUGAUGACAAUGACAAUGAGUACACCACGGAACUGGAGCUCUCUCCUUUCAGUACCAUUCGUCGUGAAAUGUCCACUUUUGCCUCCGUGGGGACUCACUGUUAAUUUACUUUAGGACUUUUUAUUUCCUGUAUCUUUUUCCUUUUUCUUUUUUUUUUUUUUACUUUAUAUUUUUCUUCUUGAAACAAAAUGCAGGAAAACAAUUACUGUUGAACACUACUCUCAAAACCAAUCUGUGUAUUAACAGUCAUGCUUUGGAAAAUAAUUUGUUUCGUUAUUAAAAGGAAAGAGAGACAAGGAGAGUCAGCACUCAGUUUUAAGUCAUGAUAUUUUGUAUGGUGCUAAGAUUUCAUUGCUUGGGGAGGAAGGUCCAUAUCGAUCCACUUUUAUUUAAUUCCAUAGUAUUUUUUUUUGAUAAUCACUGCAAAAUGAUUUGUAGACAUUGUGGGCUUUGCAAGAUGGUUCACGUAGAAGUUGUGGUGGAAAGUAUUUGAAGGUAGUUUUAAUCCAAUUACUGUACACUGUUGUGAGAGGAUUUGGGCUUCAGAAAAUUUAUAAGUAGCAUAAAAAUAAAUGAGGCUUUAUUCUUUAACUUCCUUGUCAAUCUGCGUUUAACAAAGACAUCUAUGAGUACUAUUAAAUUCCUUUAAUAAGUAAAAAAAAUCUUUGCAUAAAAUAAUAUAGAUGGCCAUAUUUAAUUAACAUUUGGGUACUUACCUUUGGAGGAUAUAAUUACAGUGUUCAAGGAAGAUGGUUAUAAUGGUAUUAGAUUUAUAUGAGUAGGUUUUUUUAAUGCUAUAUUAUGAAGGUCCAGUAUGCCUCACUGAAAAUUUUUUUAACCUGCAGGUAUACAAAAUCUGAGUUAUUUUAUACUUCUUACAAAGAAACAUUCAUUUUAUCAUUGCAUUUUGUCUUGUGUGGUUUCAAAAUCAAGUUUCUUUCCAGUUUGCUAUUGGUUUUACAUUGGAAUUUUGUCCUCAGUCUCUGUAUAUAUAGCUCCUACUAGCUUCAGUGAGUCUCAUUGCAGAGGAAGGCAUUUUUUACCAGAGGUUUGCUGACAAUAAAUGUGAGGGACUGAAACA
Messenger RNA from Chiroxiphia lanceolata (lance-tailed manakin), 3299 nucleotides. It is a transcript of the gene GPR37, whose product is annotated as G protein-coupled receptor 37. Gene Ontology annotation, biological process: adenylate cyclase-inhibiting G protein-coupled receptor signaling pathway; positive regulation of MAPK cascade. Lineage: Eukaryota; Metazoa; Chordata; Aves; Passeriformes; Pipridae. The coding region runs from base 805 to 2322 and encodes 505 amino acids. Gene Ontology annotation, molecular function: G protein-coupled peptide receptor activity; prosaposin receptor activity. The record is from RefSeq and is a predicted model, not a curated record. Gene Ontology annotation, cellular component: plasma membrane; signaling receptor complex. The transcript has 2 exons.